AUGGCGACAGGAGGCGCAGGCACAACGACCUCUUCUCCACCCAUCGCUCAAUCUCUUCACCGCGGUGCACCUCCUACGCCUUCACCCUUGGCUACGGUAUCCCCUCCGUCCAAGAGAGAGCUCGCAUCAUGGUGGAAAAAGUUUAGAAAAACAACGGAAAAGACAGAUGAGAAAGCUGAGGCUGGACCAGGAAUAUUCGGCGUCCCUCUCGCAGAGAGCAUCAGGUACGCGAAUGUUGCCAUCUCAUUACAAAACGAGAACGGCGAAAGCUUCAUCUACGGAUACGUACCCAUCGUGGUGGCCAAAUGCGGCGUGUUUCUGAAAGAGAAAGCCACUGAUGUGGAGGGUAUCUUCAGACUCAGUGGAUCUGCAAAACGGAUCAAGGAUUUGCAGACCAUAUUCAAUUCCCCCGACAGAUAUGGCAAAGGACUCGAUUGGACUGGCUAUACUGUCCAUGACGCGGCUAACAUCCUUCGUCGUUAUCUCAAUCAGCUACCGGAACCGAUUGUUCCACUUGAUUUCUACGAAAGGUUUCGCGAUCCCCUCCGCCGGAUAACGCCUUCUGGUGCGGCGGACGGAGAAAUACAACCUCUCGACCUGAGCGUUAAUGAACACAGUACUGCUGUAACCGCAUAUCAAAAGCUCAUCACGGAGCUUCCGCCUCUGAAUCGACAACUGCUUCUCUACAUUCUCGAUUUGUUAGCAGUAUUCGCGUCCAAAUCAGACCUCAACCGGAUGACUGCCGCCAAUCUCGCGGCCAUUUUCCAACCCGGGAUCAUUUCACACCCGUCGCACGACAUGUCGCCGCAGGAAUAUCGGCUUAGUCAAGAUGUGUUGAUCUUUUUGAUUGAAAAUCAGGACAAUUUCCUCAUUGGAAUGUCCGGGACUGCUGUUGACGAGAAAACUCAGAAAGAUGUCGAGAGCGGUGCUCCCUCUUUGCGAUCUCCCAAACCUGUUGGACGCUCUGCAUCGAACGCUAGUGCUGGUGCCGACAGUCUACGAAAAUAUGGUGUCAGACGCAAUGUUUCCGUGUCUUCUCGAGGGUCGCGAGAAAGGGGCAGUCCAGGAGUUUCUAGUCCCGGCACUCCAUCUGGAGUUACCUCAUUUGCAGGCGCUGCAGUUGGUGGGGGGAUAGCUCGAAGCAAUACGGUCCCGUCCAAACGCUCCCCAGCCAUUAACUCAAGUCGUUUUCAAAAGUUCAAUGAUACCUCGGAUUCGACCGGGCCAACGGUCAUCUCUCAAAUGGCCAGCUCAGGAACUGCGGUUGCAACUAGAGAAGGCGCGGAUUCCAAGUCAUCACGAUCUGGAUCUGUUCAACCUGAUGAAGCCGACGGUAAAAGGGGCCUGAUACCUGAAGAAGACCGUGGUAAAAGAGGUUUGACACCUGUUCAGCCUCUCCCACAGCACAUUCAGCCUUCCUCUGCAGCACAGCCAGCCUCAAAUCAGGCUCCGGGCCCUGUCACUCUUCCCGCCCCGGCUCCAAUUGCGACUCGUGACCGAAAGAAAUCCAAUCUAUUUCCCAAGUCACCCAUUUUUGGUCCAUCGGAUCCCCAGGGUAGGCAACCAAGAAAGCUUCAAAAGAAGCAGAGAAUCCCGGGAAGCACCAACGAGAGUGCUCAGAGUUCCAUGAACUCGCUCCAUGGAGAAGAGCCGGCAUCCUUCCACACACCACUUGUUUCCCCAGAUGUUAGCAGCGCUGGCAGACUUGACCCUCUGGCCGUGCCUCAGGGCCCUACUUUGACGAACACAGGGGCUACUCCUGUCAAUGAAACGGCCCCACCCAAGCAGUUCUCCUCACCCCUUGCUGGAGAUGAAGGACAAAAUCACGUAACCAGCCUAAAGCCGCCCAGGUCUCCUCCGGGCUCGACACAUUCACGCUCUUCCUUCACCGACCAUUCAGAGGCCGACGUCGUUGACGAUACAGCGCAAUUAUCCGAAAAAGAGAAACGUCGUCACAGAUGGAGAUUUUCCUCAUCUACGAAGAAGGGCGAGAAUUCUCCACUAGCGCCUCCUCCUCCACUUGGGCAGAACCCAGGUGCGAGAGGAAGCAAUAGCUCUCUCGGCAGUUCAAAUCGACCACGGAAGAGUUUUACGGGCGAUUCUCAACAGACGCCAUCAGUCCAUGCUGAGACUUUGAAUGCAGGAGGCCAGCAAGCACUCGUCGGCCAAUUCAACCAGGAUUUGCCCGAGGCAAGAGAUCCAAAUGUGGAAACCGAGAAAAAAGGUCUAUUUGGGAAGUGGAAGGCAAAAAUUUCGCAAAGUAAGGAAGAAAGACAAGCCGAGAAGGAGAGAGCAAAGAGUCCUCCCAGAACCGAACAGAGUUCUUCUCGAAAUAGUCUGUCAGCGUUUGCUCAGGAGGUGUUGGCUCCGAGAGGUAGAUCGUUUGACAGGCCCCGAGAGGAUACUUUGUCGAGUGUUCCGGAAAGGCCAGUUGCCGAAGCUUAUACCCAAGGGAGAAAAGCGUCGAUGGAUCCAGGACGAGAUCGACCAACAGCAUGA
Molecule: messenger RNA, 2499 nt
Organism: Rhinocladiella mackenziei CBS 650.93
Lineage: Eukaryota; Fungi; Ascomycota; Eurotiomycetes; Chaetothyriales; Herpotrichiellaceae
Exons: 3
Coding region: 1-2499 (832 amino acids)
Biological process (GO): activation of GTPase activity; regulation of fungal-type cell wall organization; signal transduction
Cellular component (GO): cell cortex
Molecular function (GO): GTPase activator activity
Source: RefSeq, a predicted model, not a curated record